This is a messenger RNA of Morone saxatilis (striped sea-bass), 3106 nucleotides long. Its product is annotated as spondin-1-like. Gene Ontology annotation, biological process: cell adhesion. The record is from RefSeq and is a predicted model, not a curated record. Gene Ontology annotation, cellular component: extracellular matrix. Lineage: Eukaryota; Metazoa; Chordata; Actinopteri; Moronidae.
CACCCAGCAGCUGCGUGGUGACUGAAUGGGGUGAGUGGGACCCCUGCAGCGUUACCUGUGGUUUGGGUAUGAGAAGACGUGAGCGCAUGGUGAAGAUGCCACCUAUAGACGGAUCGAUGUGUAAAACCGAGGUGGCCGAAGUAGAGAAAUGCAUGAUGCCAGAAUGUCAUACCAUCCCUUGCAUGCUGUCACCCUGGUCCGACUGGAGUGAGUGUAGUGUGACGUGCGGGCGGGGCAUACGAACACGCCAGAGGAUGCUGAAGUCUGAUCCUGCAGAGUGCAGCGAGGAGCUGGAGCAGACGGAGAAGUGCAUGCUGCCUGAGUGCCCCGUCGACUGCAUGCUCUCCGAGUGGUCCGAGUGGUCCGAGUGCAACAAGUCCUGUGGUAAAGGACACACCAUUCGGACACGUAUGCCCAAACUGGAGCCGCAGUUCGGGGGUAGUGCUUGUCCCGAGACCAUCCAGAGGAAGAAAUGCAAGAUCAGGAAGUGUGGGAAAAGGACAAAGGUGACGAGAGGUGAAGGUGGAGGAGUAAGAAGAGGAGGAGGAAGAAAUAGAAGGAGACCAGGUGCAUGGGGAGCAGAAGAGCAGCCAGGUUGCAGGAUGCAGCCGUGGACCAUCUGGACGGAUUGCACCAAACAAUGCGGAGGGGGGAUCCAGGAGCGUUUGAUGGCAGUGAAGAAAAGAGCUAAAGGCCCUCAGAUGUCCGGCUGUAAGGACCGGAAGGAGAUCCGUGCCUGUAACGUUCAUCUCUGCUAGGGGGCACUACUGAGCUGCAGAGGAGGGGAGAGGAGCAGCAGGAUAAAUACACGAGUUAUGAAAAAAUGGGUUUAUUUGAUAAAGAUGAUGAUGGGGAGGAACUUUUUGUGUACAGAGGAGUGAAGAUGAUGUUUGACACUUUGGAAAAAGGAGAUGAGUGUAGGUAAGGAGAGGGGAAGGGAGAAGACAGGAGGAUAAAAGGAGAAGAAGAUAAUGUGCUGUGUAGUGAAGCCAUUGUAGGCAUUUAGUUGACAGGGCUGACUUUUACUUUAGACCACAAUGGAAGUAUUAGAGAGUAAUGUCUGUGUCCUGCAAAAAAAAAAAUCAGCUUUUCAGGAAUUUUGAGAAAAAAAAAACUACAGUAGCUUUGCCAUUGAAACAUGUGACUUUUUUGUGUAAUUUCAGUAGUUUUGGCCCCUGGGUUAUGGAAUAGGGUUGGGACUGAGAUUUGCUCAAAACACACUGAAACUGGGAUUUCUGGCAUGUGUCUGCUUCGUAUGUACUGACACAAAGAUGCCUUCUCCAAACAUCAUUAAUGAUACCAAGCAAGUGUUGUAGCUAUUGUCCCCAUUUGAAGUGCUAUCAUAAUCGUAAUCUAACUGGAUGGAUGUUUUAGCAGCUUCUUACGAUCCUUAUCCAAGUUAAAAUGGCAGCCUGUUGCUGUGUGGCAUAUUAUUUGUAGAAUAGGUGUGAAGAAGCAGAGAAAUCUGGAAAUUCAAACAGUGCAGGUGGUUCAACUAUCUUAACCAGCGACGUAUUUACCAUAUACCUAACUAACCACGUAGUGAAAUUGGUCUGGCUCACUAACAGUCCACAUAGCCCACAGGGCCAGAACAGGCCAGCUAUGGUCAUACAGUUGACUGGGUUAUAGCUAUGUCAUUGGCCAUUUGUGGCUACCAGAUCUGGCCACAUGUGGACCACAGUUCAUUGCUGUGUUUGGGUUUUCUUUUGAGUGUAUGGGCCAGACCAAAUUUAUUAUGUGAGUAAAAUAGCCAGAGAUAUGUACAUCUUAUAGGGCAGGUAUUUUGCAAUCUCAAUGUUAUCUUUGGUAUUUUCGAGGCACAAAAGACUUUUGUUCCUUGACAUUAGCCUUUAAGGCAGGCAACAUAAGGACACCCUUAAAAAUGCACCAAGCCUGGGGAGUAGGGCUGUCUAAAGGACCAACAAAAGUCCCAUCGGUUGUUGUAAUUUCAACACCCAUGAGCUUCAUGGAAGUGGGUGAUUAUAGAUAAAGCCAGAAGGCUGAUGUGAGCACACACAACUACAAAUAUGAAGCAAACACAGCAAGGCACAAUACCAAACACAAUGACAAUGAUAACACAUGCGAGCUACAGGGAGGAUAUUCCCACUGCGCAUUUUUUCCACCUCAAAGAUAAUUUACUUCUAUUAAGAGCACUUGUUGUUCUACUACCACAUGAAGAAUAACAUCAGACAUUUUGAAUGCAAAUCUCUGGGAAUGAGUAAUACAGUAUGUUCCCGGGAAAUAAUAAUCACAAUCAAUCACAUCAAACUGUCAACCAUAGUAUGGAGUACUAUACGUUGUUAGCUGUCCCUUAUUGAGAGAAAGCGUAAACGGACUAAACUGAAGAUGUAGGAUUUUUGCAAGACAUAGAUGCUCACACAGAAAGUCUCUAAAGACUUAUGGAUGUACUGUAUAUCUACUAUCUAACCAACACUUAUAAAUGACACUACUAUGUAAGUACUAAAAACCACUUUCCCUAAUAGACAGAUACAUUUAAAUGGAGAUGUUUUAUACUGUUAAAAUUAGUCUUUAUAUACUGUACUGCUGUUUAUCUGUCGUUUCAGCUGAUGUAGCAUUAAACCUGCGCAGAUCUUCUUUUAGCAUGUGCAAAGGUGAUUAUGUUUGGUUGGACAUUCUGCUUUCUCUGCCGUAGAUGUAGUCUUUAAACAGAUAGCUAAAUGACUGUACCCGGUUCCUGAAAACACAGACCGACGGAGCCGUAGAAGUGUCCACUGGUGCAAAGAGGUUUGCAACAUUGCAGAGCUUUCUACAGUAGCAAGAACUGUAGGAUAGCUCAACAUACAGUAGACUGUUACUGGGGCCUUGGUUACACACACUUUAUUUUCAUGUAGUGUUUUUAUUGCGCUUUUCAUUUUAUUGCCAUCAUGAGAGUGAUCUGUAAAAUCUUUUCUAGUAUUACUUUAGAUUACGUUGCAGGUUUUGUUCUGUUUUAAUGUCAUCGAAUGUCAUCACCAAAGUUCCAUUUUCUGUAGAUGUUUUCUUUACUUUUCUGAUUUCAGGCCUCUGUCUUUUGUUUCUUUGCCUCUGUAUCAUGUGACUAUUUUCUAAGAAACCACCUUUACAAUAAAAAAUGUAAAUGUGAAAA